This is a messenger RNA of Aplosporella prunicola CBS 121167, 2501 nucleotides long. RefSeq lists its product as uncharacterized. NCBI's taxonomy places the organism in Eukaryota, Fungi, Ascomycota, Dothideomycetes, Botryosphaeriales, Aplosporellaceae. The transcript is spliced from 3 exons. Gene Ontology annotation, cellular component: membrane. The record is from RefSeq and is a predicted model, not a curated record. Gene Ontology annotation, molecular function: transmembrane transporter activity. Gene Ontology annotation, biological process: transmembrane transport. Bases 340 to 2397 code for a protein of 685 amino acids.
GCUCCACACACCCUCGGUCCUUUGGACACCUCUCCCCGUUCUAACAUGGCUCGGCAUGGAUCGAGCCACCGAGCCUCGUGCUCGGCGCGUUGGCGUGCAGGCCUGACGUUGCUUGGGCCGCGCUGUCGCGUGCUCUUUUAACUGCUUCUUGCCUCGCACUUUUGCCUACCUUCUUCAGACCUCUUCCGCGCUUUAAAUACCCUGCGUAAUCGCCCGACGCUUUCGGUCAACGCCGCUAGCCAUUACCACUCCUACACCGACUUCUCAACGUCGCCUCUUUUUCCCACUGUCUGCUCAAUAAUCUGAAUUCGCAGCGAGUGCGCAGGCACACGCGCCAUCAUGGCUGAUUCUAUCCGCGACUACGGCCUCGCGGCCCCCCAUGGCCCUAACAUGAACUCGGAGCAUGUGGCCACCGCCGACUUUACCCAAAUGGACCCCAAGGAGAAGGGAGUUUUUGAUUUCCUCCUCCGCCCUUCCGACAGCUACGACGCAAAUGGCACCUACUGGGCCGACAUGCCUCUGCGCCAGAGGAUAAGAUUCGUCGGUGGCAUUGACUCGGCCGAGGCCAAAGAAGAAACCAAUCAUUUUUGGACCAUGUUCAAGGAGAGCGGCGCACGCUGGACGGGCGUCCUCGCUCCGGUCGGCUGGAUCGUAGGAGCGCACACCUUGUUCUACUACUACUUCAAGAACUGCAUUAUCCCGGGCAUGGGUCUGUUGCUGGAGGGAUACGUCCUUUUCUCCAUUGGUAACGUCAGACCGAUCCUCGAGGCCGCCUUCAAAACUUGCUGGAAAACGUAUGCGAUCUGCAAUAAGACGUGGCUUCAGGCCAUUGAUUACCUUGAGAUUUGUGGUAUCAUCGUUGGCCAGAUCCUUGUCGGUAUCGUCGGCGACUGGCUCGGCCGCCGCUGGGGUCUCAUUCAAGAUGCUGUUAUCAUGUUUGUCGGAUUGCUCAUGCUCACCGCCGCCUGGGGAUUGACCCAGAACGGCUGGAUUAUCUGUUAUGUGUGGUCGCUCUUCUUCUACGGCAUCGGCGUCGGCGGCGAGUACCCCAUGACUGCCACUUCCGGUAUGGAGAACGCCGUUGGUGCCGGUAAGGUGUCGACCAAGGAGGACAGGCUUCACCGUGGUCGCAAGGUCACCAGCGCCUUCUUGAUGCAAGGUUGGGGUCAAUUCGUCAACGUCGUUAUCCUCAUGGUCCUACUGCGCAUCACCCACGGCUACGGCGGACCUCCCUACUCGGAGAAGGCUGCCCAAUGGACGUACCGCGUCAGUUUCUUCAUUCCUGCCAUCGGCACGGGCUGGCUCGUCUACUACCGUGCCUUCCGCAUGAAGUCUGCCAGCAAGCAACUUGCCGUUGCCAAGAAGAAGCAGCACGUUACCGGUUACGACACUCAGUCUCUUCGCCUCACGUUCAGCUACUUUGGCCCUCGUCUUAUUGCCACCGCCGGUGCUUGGUUUGCCAAUGACGUCUUCUUCUACGGCAACAAGCUCUUCCAGAGCGAAUUCAUUAGCGUCAUCACCCCCGGCAACAAGGACGUCAUGAUCACCUGGGACUACUCGCUCAUCAACGUCGGUGUCAGUCUCGUCGGAUACUACAUGGCCUCGUUCUUCAUCGACAACAAGCUCUACGGACGCAAGUGGAUGAUGAUUGUCGGCUUCAUGCUUGACUUUAUCCUCUUCAUCAUCCCCGCCUUCAACUACGAGUACUACACCUCUCCAGCGGGCGUUCACCAGUUCCAGACCAUGUACUUCCUCUCCUCGUUCUUCAACCAGUUUGGUCCCAACUCGGUCACGUUCCUUGUCGCUGCCGAGGUCUUCCCCACGCCCAUUCGCGCCACCGCUCACGGUUUCUCCGCCGCCGCCGGCAAGCUCGGCGCUUUGACCGCUGCCGUCCUGUACAACUACAUCGACACGCAGACCAAGUUCUACGUCGUGCCAUGGUUCGGUCUCGCCGGUGCCAUCUUGACUCUUCUGUUCCUGCCCGACACGACCGGUCUUGAUCUCAAAGAGCAAGAACGCCGGUGGACGUACAUCCGCGCUGGCCGCGAGAACGACUACCACGGUAUCGCCCUUCACUGGAAGCACCUCUCCUGGUGGGAGCGUUUCCGGGGCGUGCACAAGGGCUACAACGCCGAUCUCGACUACCAGGCCAAGGUUGAGGAGAUGCGCGGUGACUGGGAGGAGUGGCAGCAGCGCAAGAUGUCGGAAGAGCUCAAGGGCGAGUACGCGCAAGACGAAGAUGAGUACUCGGAGGAGAUUUCGAGCUACUUCACGCGCACGGCGCGGUCAACGCCGAUGCCAACGCCGCAGAUCUCGACGUUGGAGAAGUCACGAGGCGUGCCGCAGCCGACCGAGGAGGCGUCGGGCAGCGGGAGCGACGAAAAGCUUCAGAUCUGAGGCAGUGUGUGUGUGCUUUAGUAAUGACUGUCAUGGGACACGAAGGGCAACGGGGAUAGACAAAACUUGAUACCAAGAUAUUUAAUAGCAAAGUUUUUCCGCAU